AUGAUGAUGGUACCCACGGCGAAGAGGAAGAUGCAGAGCUUCAUCCAGAAACAUGAGGGUUCCCCGAUCAUCAACCCUCAUGCGCCUGGUAGUCCGCCACUUCAGGCACUCACCCAGACAGCGGCUCGUGCCCCAUCGCCGAUGAUUCCCCUCCUAGAUCAUCAGGCGGCCGCCGAGGCCGUCAACUUCUCAACGCAGGUUUCCAAACCAUCCGGGUUCCAGGCACAGCUACCUCUUGGGUCACCACGUGCCGAUGAGUUGAUCGAGCGGCAACGAGACGAUGGCCUAGGGGCAACUCGCGGCUGGGAAUCAGUGUCGGAGGGGCCGCACGAGAAAGGCGGGCUGCGAGAGCAAUGGGAUGAACAGUCCAACAUCAACUCCUUGUUCUCCGAGAGUGAACCUGCCCGGCCAGCCUCAGCGCAGUACUCCAAUCGCCAUGGCGACUAUGGUGACGAUUCCCGUUCUGACAUCAUCGACAACCGUCAACCUCCACGACGAGGUCGGAACGCCCACCGAAGUGCUGAGAGUGCCCCGGUUUUUGAGUACCAGAAUGGCCAAUUGGUGGUUCCUUCGCUCCAAGGCAAAGUAUUCAACUCCAGUAUGAUAACUCAUGCACCGGACAACCCCAGAGCAGACGCUCCAAGAUUUCGGCAGCACCCCUUUGGCAGCACGUCAGACGAUUCGAGUCCUCGGCCACAGAGAGACCCUCGAUUCUUGCGAUCACAAUUUCCCAUUUCCGGAACGGAGACCAAGAAGACACGUCGUUUUGAACAGUCACCUCUCCCCAAGGAAACGUCCCGGCGCAUUUCUCCCGAAAAGCACAGCAGCGCGGCUCUCAAACCUAAUGCGUAUUUCCAGCCUGCCAAAGAGCUUGCUCAGGGUGCUCAGCGCUCCACGGGCUUUCAGAAUGUCGGGAACCCGGCUCUGGACUGGGACACGGAUGAUAGCGACUUCCAUUCCCAAGGAGACGAAUUUCCAGAUCAGGAACAAGAGCAUACCCCAAAGGCAGCUCGGCAACGCGCUGUUCCUGAUGAUGCGACAAUGGUUCUCAACCCUGCGAAGCCCGCGAAGCCUGCGGUGGCACAGAAACUUCAGAAAACUGUCACAAUACAAGAUGACGCCUUGCUAGGAAGCCCUAUCCGUCAGGCGCUCCUUGGCCCAAAGCUUUCCCCUCCCAAGAAACGACUCCGCAACAUCGAUUACGACGAGGAAGCUUUGCGCAAAAUGAACUUCGCUGAAUUACAGAACGAGCCCUUCGAUCAUGAUCCCACCAGACAGGUAAUAAUGUCACCAGCCAAACCUCCGGCCGACAACCUUGAUGACCGCCUCGAGUUCUACAGGAACAAGGAUGAGGAUACCCAGAUUCAACUCUUCACCCAGAUGUCCGUGCGCGAGUGGGAUGACAGCGGCGACUGGUUUUUGGAACGAUUCGGCAACAUUGUAACGAGGAUGAAGGAGGCGCGCCAGGCUAAACGCAAGAUCGUCGAGCAGUACGAGACACAGAUCUCGGAGCGCGAGGAAGAAGUGCGGCGUAAGAAGGAGAACAUAGACCGCAAGCUGUCCAAGCUGAAGCAUGACAGCAGUGCGAUGUUGAAGGGCAGUCAGUCCAGCGACUAG
Molecule: messenger RNA, 1617 nt
Organism: Diaporthe citri
Lineage: Eukaryota; Fungi; Ascomycota; Sordariomycetes; Diaporthales; Diaporthaceae
Exons: 1
Coding region: 1-1617 (538 amino acids)
Biological process (GO): nucleolar large rRNA transcription by RNA polymerase I
Cellular component (GO): RNA polymerase I core factor complex
Molecular function (GO): RNA polymerase I core promoter sequence-specific DNA binding; TBP-class protein binding
Source: RefSeq, a predicted model, not a curated record